AGAUCUGGCCCCUCCAUAUCAGAGAUCCUAAAGGGAGAAGACAAGCUGAGCUCCAGGAACCAGAACUUGGGGAUCCUUGGCUCAGGUCCUGCCCUUCAUCCCAGGCUCCUGUUGAGUCAUUUCAUCACGUUAAAAAUGUCAUUUUUGGAGGACUCAGGAAUGAAGAUGGAAUCUGAAGACUGGGAAAGAGAUGAGCCCCAUGGCUGCUCAGAAGACUUGGCCAGAAGUCCCCUGGAGCCAGGCCCAAGCUUCACUUCCAUAAGCUCUACCCACUCAUGCCCAAAAGUGAAAGUCUCAGACCCAGAGAAAUUCAGCAUUCAUGACCAAGAUCACAAAGUAUUGGUCCUGGACUCCGACACCCUCAGAGCAGUUCCAUUUAAAACCUACAUACGCCCAGAGAUGUUCUUUGUAUUAGCCUCCUCCCUGAGCUCAGCCUCUAAGGAGAAAGGAAGUCCAAUUCUUUUGGCAGUCUGUAAAGGAGAGCUUUGUCUCUGCUGUGAGAAGAACAAAAGACAAAGCCAACCAUCUCUUCAGCUGAAGAAGAAGAAACUUACCAACCUGGCUGCCCAGAAGGAAUCAGCACGUCAGCCCUUCAUCUUUUAUAGGACUAAGGUGGGCUCCCAGAACAGAUUGGAGUCAGCUGCCCAUCCUGGAUGGUUUAUUUGUACCUCCUGCAAUUCUGGUGAACCUGUUGGAGUGACAAAUGUUCUUGGAAAAAGGAAACACACUGAGUUUUCAUUUCACAGAGCUGAAACAAGUCCCAGUGAGGUUAGCGGGUAGGAAAUUGCCCCAUCAAAUGCCUUCUUGUGCUUUCCUUUCUAACUCAGACCAAUUAUAGAAGGAUACAGAAUAUACUUGCUAAGCUCUUUCAUCUCUCAUCAGUACUUUGAGAAUUUGUGUCUUUAGGUCAUUGAAAGAAGGAUUAAUUAAAGAGUUUUAGAUGAAAUAAAAUUCUGGUUGGAAUGA
Messenger RNA from Nyctereutes procyonoides (raccoon dog), 966 nucleotides. It is a transcript of the gene IL37, whose product is annotated as interleukin 37. Gene Ontology annotation, biological process: cytokine-mediated signaling pathway; cellular response to lipopolysaccharide; positive regulation of gene expression. The transcript has 6 exons. Gene Ontology annotation, cellular component: nucleoplasm. Gene Ontology annotation, molecular function: interleukin-1 receptor binding; cytokine activity. The record is from RefSeq and is a predicted model, not a curated record. Bases 136 to 780 code for a protein of 214 amino acids. Lineage: Eukaryota; Metazoa; Chordata; Mammalia; Carnivora; Canidae.